Messenger RNA from Phlebotomus argentipes, 550 nucleotides. RefSeq names its product cytochrome c oxidase subunit 5B, mitochondrial-like. Gene Ontology annotation, cellular component: mitochondrial envelope. Gene Ontology annotation, biological process: mitochondrial electron transport, cytochrome c to oxygen. Bases 57 to 419 code for a protein of 120 amino acids. NCBI's taxonomy places the organism in Eukaryota, Metazoa, Arthropoda, Insecta, Diptera, Psychodidae. The record is from RefSeq and is a predicted model, not a curated record. The transcript is spliced from 3 exons.
GAAGAGGAGAAACGAGGGGUUCUGUCACUUUCGUGGAAAAAAUCGAACCUGCAAAAAUGGCGUCGAACUUUUGUGUGAAAUUCCUUUUGCCCGCAGCACGACGCAGCGUGACCUACACACCCGUUCGCUUCUGCAAGAUGAUGAGUGAUCCUUUGGAGCACGCCACCGGUCUGGAGAAGCGUGAGUUGCUGGCGAAGGCGGCGGGCAACGAGAAUCCCUUCGACAUGAGGGUGAUCAAGAGAAACGCCGGCACCAAGGAUCAGCCCAACUUGAUCCCGUCGGCCUUUGACGCCCGUCUCGUAGGAUGCAUAUGCGAAGAGGAUCAGACAUUCGUGCAGUGGAUGUGGGUCUAUCAGGGAGAACCAAAGCGUUGUGAGUGUGGCCACUGGUUUAAAUUAGUUGAGAAGGCUCCCGUCUAAUCCAGCUUGUAUUGCAAGAUUUUCAUCAGAAAGAGAGAGAGAAAAUUAGUCACUGUCAAAUAACUGAGAGAAGAGUAUGUUAAUGAAAAUGCCGAUAAAUUGAUUCUAGAUUAUAUUUUACUCUCUGUCGA